UUACUCAAGAGAGGGGGCCAUGCUUAUAUAAACCGAUUGGUAGCAAAGUUCUGCAAACUCUGUUGGUAGAUUGUUCGUCAAGAAGUGCAGUGAUUUUGGUAUUUUUCUACACACCCCUGUUUGAUCCAAGACAAAGUUUCGUUUCAUAACAUUUCAGAAUGAAGAUCGCAGCAGGACUUUUACUUCUGAUAGCCAGCGCAUUGGCGUACCCAUUAGCAGAGUCUGAUGUCAAGAGCUCAGAGGUUCCACUAGUCAUCACCGACUAUUCAUCAGUUGCAAAAGCGGAAGUAGUUCAUGAUGCCCCCCAUGGAGCAGCUGGCCAUGCACACGAUUCAGACGAGUCAUCAUCAUCCGAAAGCUCAGAAAAAUCUGCCGAAAUCGAGAAACCCAAACAAGACAAGUCUGAAGAAAGCAGCGAAGAAGGUGUGAUGCAAGAUGGUAUUCCUGCUUCUACUUUGAAGUCGAUCGAAGCGAAACCAGAAGCCAAAGAAGAAGCCAAGGAGUUACCUAAACCACAAGAACCUGUCCCAAUCGCUGAAGCCGAAAAAGCCGUCAAGCCUGAAGAAAAUAAAAAAGAGGAAAUCCCUAAAGUAGAGAAACCAGAAGAAGAUAAAAAGGUAUCACCACCAUCUCUCAAAUCUCUACCCAUUGAGGAUAAACCCAAACCUGCUGAAAAACCCGAACAAGAAAUCAAAGUUCCAUCUGAACCAGUACCCACACUCAAAUCCAGUGCUCCUGUAGAAGCCUCAAAUGAAAAGAAAGAAGAACAAUCCCCAGCAGAAUUAGAGAAACCAUUGGCUCUUCCAGCUUUGAAAAAAGAAACACCAGCUGAACCUGCCAAAGCCGAAGAAGCCGCCCCAAGUGAACAAAAAGUUGAAGCCUCUCCUGUUGUUGAAGAAGCUGUACCCCAAUUGAAAUCUACCGAAAAUUUGGAAGAAAAACCAGUAGCACCUUCAACUGAAAAAAUAGCCGAAAAGAAGGAAGUCUCUUCUGAAAACGAAAAGCCUUUGGAAAAACCAGAUGAUAACAAAGUUGAGGAAGUGAAGAAAGAAGAAAAAAAAGCUGAAGAAAUCAAAGAGGAAUUGAAACCAGCUGAUGUACCCGAAGCUAAGUCAGUAGUUAUCCCAGAAACUAAACCCGAAGAAAAAAAGAGCGAAGAAGCCAAACCUGAAGUAAUUGUACCAACAGUAAAAUCACUUUCUGGAGUUGAAGAUAAAGCAAUUGAAAAGAAGGCUUUACCCGAAAUUCCAAAAGAGACACCUGCUGUUCCAGAAUCAAAACCUAUCGAGAAGAAAGUAGAAAAGGUAGAAGAAAAACCUAAAGUAGAAGAAAAAUCAAAAGUAGAAGAAAAACCAAUAGUAGAAGAAAAACCAAAAGUAGAAGAAAAACCAAAAGUAGAAGAAAAACCAAAAGUUGAAGAGCCAAAGGUAACGGCAAAAUCAAUCGAAGAGAGUAAACCCGAAGAAAGUAAGCCAGAAGAGAAGAAACCCGAAGUAAUCACAACGGAAAAAGUACCUCUCACUAGUGUGUCAAGUUCUUGAAGUUUUUAGGAUUUUUCUAACUCAACAAGUUCCACAGACUGACAGAGGUUUGCUUGCCCUUUUGUUCCGAAGCACUUAAAAAAUGUGAACAUCUGGUUAACCAGACCUCAACCUCAUUGAUUCUUAUUUAUAAUGUGCUCGAUUCCUUGUGGUGGAGCAUUUGUUGCUGUCGACAGGGUGGUCAAUAAUUGUUUUUCGUUGUGUAAUAGUGUCAUCAUCGCUCAAUGAAGGACUUAAUUCAUUUCAUACAUAACCGACUUUGCCAACUAAGUGAAUAAGUACGUCACAAUUCUAGAUUAUAAACGUAAUUUAAAGAAUUAAUUUAUGUAUUUGAACCGUUGAAUAAAGUUUGAUACAUA
This is a messenger RNA of Harmonia axyridis, 1900 nucleotides long. Its product is annotated as neurofilament heavy polypeptide-like. The coding region runs from base 159 to 1541 and encodes 460 amino acids. Lineage: Eukaryota; Metazoa; Arthropoda; Insecta; Coleoptera; Coccinellidae. The record is from RefSeq and is a predicted model, not a curated record. The transcript is spliced from 2 exons.